CACUCAUCAUUCCCAAGCAAGCAAGCACAUCCAUCACCAGCACCGUGCCCUCACCGAUCAAAUUCACGCACAAUCCAGAUAGUACUAUAAUGGCUCGCGCUCAUCAGGUCGUUGCGGUCGCCGUCGUUGCCGCCGUGCUGCUCGCCGCCGCGGCGACCACCGAGGCCGCCGUCACCUGCGGGCAGGUGAGCUCCGCCAUCGGCCCCUGCCUCAGCUACGCCCGCGGCACGGGCACCGGCCCCUCCGCAGCCUGCUGCAGCGGCGUCAGGAGCCUCAACUCCGCCGCCAGGACCACCGCGGACAGGCGCGCCGCGUGCACCUGCCUCAAGUCCGCCGCCUCCAGGCUCAGCGGCCUCAAAGCCGGCAACGCCGCCAGCAUCCCAUCCAAGUGCGGAGUCAGCAUCCCCUACACCAUCAGCCCAUCCGUCGACUGCUCCAGGGUGAGCUAAACGACCACCGGAGCCGGAUGGAGCUGGAGCAGCCUCGUCCACCGUGCGUGCAUGGUUCCCUACAUAUCUAUCUAUGAUCGAGUUCGCUCGCUUGAUGAAUAAAAUCUCUCGGCCGUCGUCGUCUGCACUGUCAUACGCUCGCAUGCUAGUGCAGUGUACGUCCUCCUUGUGAGAGACGGGAGUCCGUCCGUCCUUGUUGUGUGGUCGUCCCUGCUUCGUUUUGUGUCUGCACGGUACGGUGCGCGCUAGCUCCUCCAUUUCCAUGUGGAGGAGACCGAGUCUCUGUACCUUGUCCACUACCUUUUAAUACAUACACCACCUUUUGGUAUGC
Molecule: messenger RNA, 780 nt
Organism: Panicum hallii
Lineage: Eukaryota; Viridiplantae; Streptophyta; Magnoliopsida; Poales; Poaceae
Product: non-specific lipid-transfer protein-like
Exons: 2
Coding region: 90-449 (119 amino acids)
Biological process (GO): lipid transport
Cellular component (GO): membrane
Molecular function (GO): lipid binding
Source: RefSeq, a predicted model, not a curated record